Molecule: messenger RNA, 513 nt
Organism: Protopolystoma xenopodis
Lineage: Eukaryota; Metazoa; Platyhelminthes; Monogenea; Polystomatidea; Polystomatidae
Source: the annotation of a GenBank genome assembly
AUGGCAAGACUUCCCGAUGAUGCCGGCGAAAUGUCUGAGAAUGAAACUCAGCAAUCCCUUCUGCGCGCUCUUGUCCACUGCAUUGACACUUGGCCGAUAGACUCCGAAACCGAGGCCGCAUGGACCGAACCAGGAUGCGAAUUGAUGUCUGCUGCUAGUCCUGUUUCUGGCCGCCUUUUAGUGCCGGCUUCUCCACCAUCUCUCGAUCUAACCUGGAUGGCGCGCACUGCAAGUGAUGAAGCCUUUGCUUGGGCUCUGUUCACCAAUGCUCCAUGCUGGACUGCCACGGCCCGAAUGGCUACCCUAUGGGCAGGCAACCCUAGCCAUUAUCCUUUCGAUUGGCCGGGGCUUCCCACUGGACAGUGGAUCGAUCAAGUAGCUUGGCCAAGGCCUUCCUUUGGAUUGAUUGAAGGCGAGGAGGAGAAUGAAGUUGGGAUAAGUUGUCGUCUGAAUCUAGUGCCAGGAGGGGGUCCUGAGUUUAUUCGGGCUGAUCUUGCCUGGUUCUCUGGUUAG